Lactuca sativa (garden lettuce) is the source of this 1483-nucleotide messenger RNA. Its product is annotated as Remorin family protein. The record is from RefSeq and is a predicted model, not a curated record. NCBI's taxonomy places the organism in Eukaryota, Viridiplantae, Streptophyta, Magnoliopsida, Asterales, Asteraceae.
UUCAUCUCAAAAUUAUGUCACCUUUUUCACUCUCAUUGUUGCAAACGUAAAAUCACAUACAAGAGAUUCUUUCUUUAACAGUAUUCUUUCCUCUCUCGACAGUCUCCUACUCCAUUAAUUAUGAAUCCCAAGAUCCUACCCAUUCUUCCAUUUUCAUUAUUUAAUUCUCCUGUUUUACACUCAGUAGAAGUGGAGAAGAGAACCCGUUUCCAAAUUCCAAUGCCGCUGCAGAAACAUGGAGUUGUGACCAAGAUGAAUGUUGUGGAAGCUCCAUCUACACAUGGUCAUGGUCGACCCAUUUUCAGCUUCAGUUUCGGGUCAAGAAAGAACCUCCCUUCAAAAUGGGAUAAUGCUGAGAAAUGGCUCAUUAAUGGCCAUGAAUCCCCUGCUCGUGGUUUAAUAAAGUCUGCAGCUUUUGCUCCAAAACAACAGGAUGAAAAAGUAGGGGCGUUUUCUGAUGAUGAGAAAAGGGUCACAAGAGCAACUUGUAUUUUUCAAGGUCCAAAAACUGUAUUUUUGGGCCACCACCAUUGCAGCUCUGAUAUGCUUCUAAAAGAUAAGUUUGCAGACGAGGUAGAACCCAUGGAGGUGCUUCUGGAGGCCAAAAAAACGGAGACAGAUAUGACUCUAGCUGGCAGCUCCACCAUCUCACGGUGCUCUACGCCGUUGAAAAGCCGGUCUCCGCCACGACAUAACACCCCUACAACUAUAGGCCCGUUGGGGUUGACGAAUCAGAGCAGUUCCUUGGACAUUGGCCACAUACAGGAGUGGCAUUUAGCGAAGCUUCAGCCAAGGACGACACUAUUUGACAUCAUUACUUCCAAAUGGAGCUCGAGGGAGGAAGAAGAAGAAGAAGACAUAUCGAAGAGGCUGGGAUAUUUUGAGAUGAAGGAUGAAAGUCUAGAAAAUAUUCCAGGGCCUAGACCUAGUGCUUGGGAAGAAAAAGAGAAGUCUGAAUACUGCAUAAGGUAUCAAAUGGAGGAAGCAAAGAUUCAAGCUUGGGUAAACCUCGAAAAAGCGAAAGCAGAAGCUGAAUCAAGAAAACUGGAGGUAAAGAUUGAGAAGAUGAGAUCGAAACAUGAGGAGAAGUUGAUGAAAAAGAUGAUAGUCGUUGAUAGAAAAGCAGAGGAGUUAAGGGCUGCAGCUGAGCUUGAACACUCUGAGCAGGUUCGAAAGAUGUCCAACAGCUUGAAUCUUAACCAGAGUGCGCAUUUUUCUAGCCACCGUGGUUCAUGUGUUUGCUUCAUCCGUAAUUGACGAACAAGGAAUGGUGAUUUAAAAGGAUAUAUAUGACUUUGUUAUUUAUUUUUUUCUCCGUUAAAGAGAACUGGAACUGACUAACGAACAACAAUAUCUAAUAGCAGUAGAACGUAUCUUGACUCUUGUUCUUUUCCAUACGCAUGUCUUUCUGCUUCGUCUGAUUCAAAGAUUGUUUUGGCUUCCAAUAUCCACUAUUUGUUGCAAAAGUUUAUCAUUGAUUCAA